AUGGCGACGGUGUAACGACUACAGCAGGCGGCAGGGUACCGCCUGGAUCGUCGGCACUGCUGACAUUCAUCAGAAGUGCAGAAGUGUUGGCUGUUGGUGUUGCUUGGUGUUGUGGUUUUUUCUUUCUUUCUUCUUCUUUGUGUGUGUGUGUGUGUGUGUGUUCGCUUCGAUGUCACGAGGAGGUCCGUGCCUUGGGCGGUCGGCGAACUUGGUGCGCUUCGCAAGCCCCAGCCCACUUGUCCCCUCAGCACCCUCACUGCGUCCGCAUUCCCACUUUGGCUGUUGGGUCUUCAAAUCACCAGCUCGGACUGGGCCGAGUCGCUUUCGAAAGAGCUGUGCAUCCAUCAGCAUCGCCAAUUGCUCGACCCCACAUCGAAAUCGUCGACCCCACACGUCAUCCGAGAACAGACGACCGCAUUCAUGGCCGCCGCCGAGCCGAUCUCGUUGUACGUGUAUGACCUCAGCAACGGGAUGGCGAAGCAAUGGGGGAGAAUGUUGACAGGCCGUGAUGUUGAAGGAAUAUGGUGCGUCGAGAUCAUGUCUCGCUGGAGGAAGAUUGUCGCACGCGCUUACGUGGCCGUGACGAGGACACUGACGAUGACGUCUACCUUGCUAUACAAACAGGCACACAUCACUGGUCUUGCAUGGGAUGGAAGUGUUUUACGGACAAGGAAUCGAUAUCGUCUCCCCACCUGGCACGACCCAUGUAAGUCGACUAGCCUGCGCUGGCUGGGGUUGAGUCUGACCCCUAUCCUCUUCGACUGUACAGCAUGGCCGGCCGGUGAAACAACUCUCGAUGGGGUCCACCCAGAUAGAUCGCCACACCUUUUUGGAGUACGCGCAGCAUUACCGAGAUCGUUGAAUCAUCCUCUGGAGUCGACUAAAUGGUGCUCGUGCUUCCCCGCUGGUCGCGCAGAUAUAUCCAAGGCAUGCGUGAGGUCUACUCCGCGGAUCGAUACCAUUUGCUCGACUUCAACUGCAACACGUUCACGAAUGACGUCCUUGGGUUCCUGUAGGUGCCCCGUACACCAUGCACGACUCGAGGGGUCGCGGACGGUAACUGAAAACGUCGGACGGCUGCAGGAACGGGAACCAGAUCCCCGAACACAUCCGGAAUCUGCCGAGCGAGAUCAUGAGCACGCCUUUCGGUCGCAACAUGCGUCCCAUGAUCGACCAAAUGUUCCGAGGAGGCAAUGCUCGGCCCGAUGCUUCCAACGCCGUCCAGUCACUGCUUCCAUCGACGGCGGGCUCAAACUCCUCGACUGCGACUCCUUCUCAGCAGUCCAUGGGAUCGAAUCUUCAAAUUUGUACAUCCACCGCAUCGAUGCAAACUGCUCUGUCCGAGAAUCCGGCCGUCGCGGUCAUGUUCACGUCGAACAGCUGUCCGCCUUGUAACGCUGUCAGGCCCUACUUUGAAGAGCUGGCGAGAACCCACGGUGCUGGCGCAAAGCGGAUUGUUUUCGUCCUGGUCGAGAUGGGCGUCGGUGGUGGUGCACAGGUUGCAUCAGAUCCGGCGUUCGGGGGACCGAUACGUGCUACACCCACCUUCAUCUUGUUUGCUCGGGGCGAAAAGCUCGGACAGUGCCAGGGAGCGGAUCGACAGGAGUUAAAGACCCAAGUUCAACUUUUGGAAAUGGAGGUUUACCCUGGUGAGCGAGAUGAUCCGCAAUUAGCCUGAAAAAGUACGUACUGACCGGAUCCUUGCACAUAGCCCACGCUCACACCAAGCUAUCCCUCCCGGCUGUCACAAAGCUCUCCAAGUCUCUGGCCCCUGUCACCUACCCUAGCUUCCCUCCACUACCCGUGCUUGCGAAGAAACUUGAUGCGAGCCUUAACAACCACCAAGACAAGAUAGACUCGACGACUCGUGACGUUUUGACCAAACGGGUCAUUGCCUACCUUGCCGCUCUUCCAGCGCCGCCGGUCGCUCCUACAACACCGCUACCUGCGGACGCGUGGAUCCCAGCGACCGAGAAAGCACUCGAGGCCCUCGAUCCUCAAGAAUGGUUCCCUCUCUUGGACACCUAUCGGAUAGCCCUAGCUCGGGACAUAUCUCGACUCUCCGCCUCGACUGCUUUUACUUCCCUCAUCCCACGACUACUUGAACGAACUUGCACCGACCUCGAAUCGAGCGAGAAAGCCUUGAUCCUCACGCUCGUCCGCCUCGUUUCCAACAUGCUACCUUCACCUACGUUGGUCAACUUACUCCUCGAGCGGUCCUCCUUUGAUACUGUCACAAGGAUCAUCGUACGAGCUUUACUUGAUCCUGAUCAGAGCGUGCGUAGCGCUGGAUCCGGUUUAGCUUGGUCCAUCAUCAGUCGGGUCUAUGCUCGUCGGGUCGGGUCGGCCUCGAUCGACGCCGAUGAAGAAUGGCAAGUCGAGAUGGCGAGUGCACUCUUCGAAGCCUUAUCGAAGGAGGAGGAAAGCGUCGAGGUCGUGCAUCGUUUGGCGGCUACGUUGGGUUUGUUGAUGUUUCAGAGUUCACAUGCGGAUCCGGUCAAGGAAUUGCUUGGGGUGCUGGGUCUGGAGGAGGUGGUCAAUGGAAAAGCUAAGUUGCUUGAGGGGAACGCAGAGGUGGCUCAGUUAUUCAAGGAGUUGGAUAUCUUGUGUCAAUCAUAG
Microbotryum saponariae is the source of this 2619-nucleotide messenger RNA. The record is from the annotation of a GenBank genome assembly. NCBI's taxonomy places the organism in Eukaryota, Fungi, Basidiomycota, Microbotryomycetes, Microbotryales, Microbotryaceae.